GGACCUACGACGUACCCUAAUUUGAAAAAAAAAAGUUUAACGUCUUUGUUUUUUGCUACUCCUAUUUGGUGCUGAGAAAAUAAAGAAGUUGCAGAAAUUAGGAAUUGGAGAAUUUCAGUGACGUUGUAUUAUAGAGUUGAAAUUGGAGUUAUAGGAUAUCGAAUAUCUUUUCCUUUGUGUUUUAGUUUUUUUUCUAACACGGGCAUCGUUGAUAAGUACUUGGAAGUUAAGGUUUUUUGUUUCUUUCUGCUGCAAGAUUGAAAUUAUUGAGUGCGGGGUGAUGUUUUACUAUUUUAUUUUGGUUUUUGAUUCAGGAAACUGUGAAAACCAAGCACCCUCAACUGUUGUAUGAAUCGAAGCUGUAUAAAAUUCUGCAAGGAGGAAGUAGGCUCUCUUCUUGGUGAAAUUGUUUUUGUGAAAUUUGUAUUUGUUGUUGGUUUGUGAUGCUUACUUAGCUUAAAUGUUUUUGGUUGACCAUUUUUAUUUGAGAGACAAUUUCUGACUAUUCUUAUGCUUGCUGAUCAGAUGGUAGGUUUUUCCCUAUUGCGGAGACAUCUUUCUUAAUUCUGACCCACCUUAAGUGAUGUUGUUUAUACAUUUUUAACUGCUUACAAAUAAAUCGAGUUGAAUUUGUUCAUUCCAAAUCUUUUUUACAUCACAACAUCAAACCAGACAACUUCCUUAUGGGUUUAGGAAGGCGUGCAAAUCAAGUGUAUAUCAUUGACUUUGGCCUUGCUAAGAAAUAUACAGACACAUCUACACAUCAGCAUAUCCCAUACAGUCUGCCUUGGCAGGGAUUGAAAGCUGGUACUAAGAAGCAGAAGUACGAGAAGAUUAGUGAGAAGAAAGUUUCUACUUCUAUUGAGUCUCUCUAUCAUGGCUAUCCCUCAGAAUUUGCUUCAUACUUCCAUUACUGUCUGUCACUGAGGUUUGAUGACAAACUAGAUUAUGCUUAUUUGAAAAGACUUAUGUGUGACCUUUUCAUUCGUGAAGGUUUGAGCCUUGUUCUUUUGUUUCUCUUUCUUCGAGCUCAGAACUUUCCUCAACAUUCCAAUUCCAAUUCCAAACCUCCCUCCCCUGACCUCCUCGACUGCAUCUCCCGCCUCCUCCUCCUCCGCCACCUUGCCUCCCUCAACGGCCUCUGCUUCCCUUUCUCAGACCCCCUUACUUCGGGUGUGCCGGGGGAGAGAAUCGAGUGUGUUCUCAUUGUGAGCUGGGAUUGUUCUCAAGGUGUUAAGAGAGUUGUGAUUGUUCUCUGUAUGGCUAUAUCUGGAUGGGUAGAUACUUGGGCAUUAUUCAAACUCCCUACUGCUGAAGCAUAG
Messenger RNA from Vigna radiata var. radiata (mung bean), 1322 nucleotides. Its product is annotated as casein kinase 1-like protein 1. The transcript is spliced from 7 exons. Bases 684 to 1322 code for a protein of 212 amino acids. Gene Ontology annotation, biological process: peptidyl-serine phosphorylation; signal transduction; endocytosis. Gene Ontology annotation, molecular function: protein serine/threonine kinase activity. The record is from RefSeq and is a predicted model, not a curated record. NCBI's taxonomy places the organism in Eukaryota, Viridiplantae, Streptophyta, Magnoliopsida, Fabales, Fabaceae. Gene Ontology annotation, cellular component: nucleus; cytoplasm.